Messenger RNA from Macadamia integrifolia, 1319 nucleotides. RefSeq lists its product as uncharacterized. The record is from RefSeq and is a predicted model, not a curated record. The transcript has a single exon. Lineage: Eukaryota; Viridiplantae; Streptophyta; Magnoliopsida; Proteales; Proteaceae. The coding region runs from base 292 to 1029 and encodes 245 amino acids.
UCUCAUGGCUUUUUUUCUUUUGAAUAAAUUCUCUCAGGCUGAGAGAGAGAGAGAUUGGCCAGGCUGCCAGCAGUACACACUAAAAGCCGUCAGGUUGGUUCUCUCGGAUUUUCACCUCACAACACCGGGAGGGGAGAGAGAGAACAAAGCACCCAAAAUCCUAAUGUUGUGAUUUGUUAUCCCAUCAAACCAAAGCAAAGAUCUUUUCUUUCACACCGGGCACAGCCACCGCCACCGCCACCGCCGCUGCUACCAGCAGCCACAGAACGGCAGAACCCACAAAGCUCACGAAUGGGAGAGAAGGAGAAAGAAAAAAGGAAACAGAAGCAUCAAAAGGACAGCAAAUCCUCAUCGGAUCCCUCUUUCAAACCCAGUUCCGACGUCAAGGGUCUCCGUUUCGGCGGUCAAUUCAUCGUAAAAUCCUUCACAGUCCGACGUGCCGCCCCUCUAGAACUAUUUCGUCUCCUUGCUCUGCCCCCAACCUUAAACAACAACACACAUAACCACCACCAUAGCCAUCAUUAUAAUAAGAAUAGUAAGCAAGAUCAAGAGCAGCAGAAGCAGCAGAAGCAGCAGCAGCAAACCUUGUCCUUCCCCUUCCCAUCGACCACAGCGUAUCUGCCCACCAACUUCACCAUAUUGGCUCACCACGCAUGGCACACCCUCACUUUGGGGCUGGGCACCAAGAAGUCCAAAGUUCUUGUAUUCGUUUUCGAAUCGCAGAUCAUGAAAUCCGGGGUGGAUCGGAUAUGGCCGCCGGAGAUUCCCCUGGGUGAAGUUAAUCGGAAGCUGAUUAGGAGUCUCACCGGAUGCGAAAUGGCACGGUUCAAAUUCCGGAAAGGUUGCAUCACCUUCUAUGUCUAUGCGGUUCGCCCAGUGGGUAGCUCUGGUUUCUUAUGUACGGAUGAUCUCAAGACUAUUCUUCAGGCCGUCGUUGCUCUUAACGAUUUCUUGGACCACACCGCCAUGCUCGCGUUGCCCAGCCAGAGGAGCAUCAAUUACUCCCCUCCAGUCGCCAUGGCUCACUAGUCCAGCCCUUCUUCUUUUCCCCUCAUCCUCCUCCAUCUACUUCUCCUAAUUUUUCUGUGUUUCUACUCUGUAUAUUAGGGAAAAAAAGAAAAAAAAUGGAGGUUCAUUUCUGUCUUUCAUGAAUCAUGAUACUCAUUUUUGGAGUCCCUUUUCUUUUCUCUUCUCUUCUUUCCCUUCGUCCCUUAACUUUUGGGUUGUAAUUGAAUUUCAGUGGGAGAAACAGGAAACUUGCUGCAAUGAAGAUUAAAGAGAGACCCAAGGAAGUGCCCUGGGCACUCUGUAGUAUGGAA